GUGAAAACAGGAAGUGAUCUCUAUUCUGUAGGCUACUUCAACUUCUGCCAGCAGCCAUUGCCUUAGCCAUAACUAAAAACGCAGAGUUAGCUCUUCUUCCUAUGAGUAACCAAAACAGGAAAGAGACGUUUGAAACGCAGGUGGUGCACUCAUCAAAAAUCUCCACUCUCGUAUGUCAAAGAGAAAUAUUAAGACCACCAACCUGCUCUUCUCCUCUUGGGCUGUAGUCUCACUGAUGGUAGGCAUCUUUAUGAAAGAAUGGGUUGAAUUAGUCCCGAAAAUAAAAAAGGACAAGGUCAGCCACAGUCCAUGGAUGACAUGUUGCAGUACCAUUUGGCCAGAAGACAGCCUGAGAGUCAUAAGGAUCAUGAUGAUGUUGGUCCUCUGCCUUUCCUUCUUCCUUAACUUAAUCCUGGGGAUGCAAUACACCUACCUGAUUCCUCAGAACAGAUAUAUACACCUCAGCAUUGCCUUCAUCUGUUUCUUCACAGGUUGCCUUCUGCUGGGUACAUUAGCACUAUAUCAUCACAAGCUAAAACAAGGUCAGUCCUUGUACUUCUCUAGUUUCAAGAUCACGUGGGUUCCUUUCACUGCCUAUAUAACAGCUGUCUUCUUUACUACCUGUGGUUUUCUCUGUCUGCUACAGUGCAAGCAUAGGUGUACCUGCCAGAAAAUCCAUUCAUCUGCUGAACUCCCUAGGGAUUCAAUCCAAGUUACUUCACUUCCAGAGAGCACCGCAAUGCCACGGAGCAUUAUCCAUAAACCCUCCAUGCCUUCAAAGGAAAAUUGCAUGGACAAAGAACAUCUCCAAAAGCGUCGCGUGACCUGGGCUCUGUGACAGGACCUUCCAUGCCUGCCCAUUUUUAUGGACAGUUUUAUGGGCAUGCACCUCGCUAUGCAUCUCCAGUCACUUGGUCUAGGUUUGGCAUUAAGGAAAUGACUGUGAGUGGGCUGGAGUCUGUAAAUACUUACAGAA
This is a messenger RNA of Cavia porcellus (domestic guinea pig), 976 nucleotides long. It is a transcript of the gene Tmem225, whose product is annotated as transmembrane protein 225. NCBI's taxonomy places the organism in Eukaryota, Metazoa, Chordata, Mammalia, Rodentia, Caviidae. The record is from RefSeq and is a predicted model, not a curated record. The coding region runs from base 173 to 838 and encodes 221 amino acids. Gene Ontology annotation, biological process: negative regulation of phosphatase activity. The transcript has 4 exons.